Molecule: messenger RNA, 16607 nt
Organism: Tuber aestivum (summer truffle)
Lineage: Eukaryota; Fungi; Ascomycota; Pezizomycetes; Pezizales; Tuberaceae
Source: the annotation of a GenBank genome assembly
GGUACCGUAGCAGAGCAUGCUCGUAGAGUAGAGUAUAGUAUCAUCGGGAGGGGCAUGGCACUUGCCUUUGCUAUAGUAUAACUUGAGCUACACACCCGCUCGAGCACGGCAAGCUGACCUAUCAUGUCGGUAUGAUACGACCCACGGAGCAGCCCACACUACUGGCAAUCCUCAGUGCGCAGUAUUAUUCACACCACAUUCCUACACGUACAGUACUGAGGUCAUACUACGGCACGCCCCUACCAGUUUCUUCGCACUUCUCGUAGUUGAUAAUUCGGUUCGAAAUGGAGAGGAAUAUCUCUCUCGCACCGUGGCGGAAUCACAGCGCAUGCCUUGGCAUCCAAGGGAAGGCAGCAACACAGUUUUCAUUGCGUGCCAAUACUAUUUUUCAUUUUUAUUUAUUUAUUUCUGUGGUGUGCGUGGUGCGCCAGAGGCUCAAAUUCAUUUCCCCCGAUUUUUUUUGCUCACAGGCUGUUGUUCACUUAGGCAUACAAGUACCGUACGGUAGCUUCGCACUCAAACAUCUCCCUCGGUGCGCACCCAAGCACACUAUAUAGCAUUCACAUUCUCCUCUCUAGCGUUUGUCGACUAUUUCACUCUCCCUCAUACCACUGAGGCCUGAUCCUCGCCCCCGACCGCUGCUCGUCCAAGCCGCCAUUUCUUCCGGCCGUCCUCACUCCCUCCUCAGCCAAAUCAACUCUUGCAGUUUUCACGCAUCAGCUCAUCCGUAUUUAUACCAUCUUUCUUCCCUACAAUAUUCCGGGAUUAGGAAUAGUUCAAGUUCGGCAAUCGUGCUGUGCUACCUUUGGCGGGCAUCUCGGGUUGACCCACGGCCGUUGGCCGCAUUAAAGUGACUGCGGAAUCCGCACACGAAUUAAGGUGUGCUUCCUCCUCUCGCUUCUGGUCCCCCGGAUGCUCAUUGUCGAAGGAAAAUUUAAUUUAGUAAAACACUUCAUUAUGGGGGGCACCGGUCACGCCCUCGAUAUUGAGUCGAGAAUUGUCGAAAGCAGGCGGAGACAAAGUAAGGAAUCAUACGAGUGCAACUUCUGCCGCGUGGUGUGUAAUCUGGAGCGGGGCUUGUGGAAUCACAUAACCACCCAUCACCAGGAGAAGUGCCCUCGGGAUGAAGUUGAACUCCAGCGUUUUCGGACCCACAUGAAAGAAAUAUGCCAAAGAAAAGGGUAUGUACAAUGCCAUUCCUUCUUUUAGAGGGGUCGCGCGAGAGGGCACCGGAAAAAGGGAUCCAACCAAUUCCUCCUCAACACCCCUCUCCCCCUCCCGUCCCCUGUUGGUGUAUUUGCACUGUAGCUUAGUGCCGGUUUAUGUUUAGAGCGGAUGUACCGUCACGUCCUGAAAAUAUACAAGCGUCACCACCUAAUUCAAAUGCAUUCGUUCGAUGGAGUUCCAAAGAUGUCGCCGCCUCAAAGGAACCCGGUGGACAAAGAAUGGGUCCUAAAAUGGAAUCUGGGGAUCAGACCGGCCUGUCAGCACAUUCCGGGGGCAACGUCGAUGACAUUGCGAAGGGUACUUCAGACAUAAGGCUGGAACAUCCAGACAUUCAAAUGCCCGACGCCUCUUCACAGGCUCGUUUGAUAAAUAGAAAGAGAAACGGUCCCGACUCGGCUCCGGAUGGCGGCCCGCCAACGCCCACACAUAGUACGCCUCGUGAGAGUCAGCCGAAGCGUACGAGGGCGGGGGGAGCUACUGUGAGGGGGUCGUUUACCGGAGCCGGGGGCAGGGGAACUUCGGGUAAUCGGGGAUCUCCCAAUCGCUUGUCCUAUGCUGACCUUUCAUCAGGGAGGGCCGCACAAAAAUUAUCGAGGGCGCCUCUAGACCCUGAUUUUGAUCGUUCACGUUUUAAGCCGGAGCAGUACGGAGAUAACGAGGGUGGAGCGGCCGCUAGAGCAACGGCAUCCCGCCGUCUGUUCGACCCGGAGAAGGACCACCCCGUUGUCUUUAAGGGUGAAGAGGACUCGACUAAGCGACUUGAAGAACCAAAUCCGCCUCCACGCGCUCUCCCCCGGGCGAGGGGCACCCGGAAGAGGGGAUCGGUACCUUAUGCCACAACGGGGAAGGUAGCCCCACCCACUUCCCAGGGAGCUCCUCAUAACCGCGAAGGCGGGCAGAUGAUGAUAUUGGAGAACUUUGCGCAGCAAUCCCAGCAGACUACCCAGCCAUCGCAGGGGCGCCAGGCGCGACCACCGCCAUUCCACGGCGACCCGGCGCUCCAAGAGCAUGAAACACGGCUGGUCAGGCAGCCGGAGACUCGACCAAUCAGUCCCGAGCAGCUCAUCGCCGAAGUGAAGGGUAUUUAUGCUGGUUUGGUGAUGGUUGAGGCAAAAUGUAACGAGGUGGAUGCUAAGCAAGCUGCCGCAACACUUGACGACGACCAGACACAGCCUCGUCUGAAUGACGAACAGUGGCAAGCAUUGAUUGCUCUGCAUCGCACCUUGCUGCAUGAGCAUCACGACUUUUUUUUGGCCUCACAGCAUCCGAGCGCUAGCCCUGCCUUAAGGCGAUUGGCCGACAAGUACGCUAUGCCGGCUCGGAUGUGGAGACACGGAAUACACAGCUUUCUGGAAUUGCUUCGACACAGGCUACCAUACUCACUGGAGCAUAUGUUGACAUUUAUCUAUCUUGCGUAUAGCAUGAUGGCGCUGUGUAAGUUUUAAACCCCUGAUCUCUGUCCCACAAUUUAUACUAGUGGUAUUGACUUUGUAGUGUACGAGACCGUCCCUGCCUUUGAAAACACAUGGGUUGAAUGUCUCGGCGAUCUCGGUCGUUAUCGAAUGGCUGUCGAAGACGGCGAUGCCCGAGAUCGUGACGUCUGGGCUGGCGUCGCUAGGUUCUGGUACUCGAAGGCUACGGAUAAGACUCCAUUUGUUGGCCGUUUAUUCCAUCAUUUGGCGAUCCUCGCUAGACCCAACGUUCUGCAGCAGUUGUUUUACUAUUGCAAAAGCUUGGCCGUAACACAACCCUUCUUCCCGGCCAGAGAAAGCAUAUUAACCUUGUUCGACCCGGUAUUCUCCCCUGAACACGCCAGCAAGAACCACCAUGUCGACGCAGGAUUCAUUCAGCUCCAUGGCAUCAAUUUCACUCAUAUCGACCUUGAAAAGUUUGACGAUUGCCUAUUCGAUUAUCUGGAUAACCUGGACCAAAAUAUUGGGAAGACGGACUCUGAUUGGAAGGUAGGUCUCCCUCUAAUGCCUCAGUUUAGGGCGCCUCGCUUAAUUUUUUUUUCCUGCAAAGGUUUCGGGCGCUUAUAUCGCGGUUUGCAAUAUAACUGGUCUUUCUCAAUACGGCGCGAGGGAGAGUCUUCUGCGGUUGGCCUUGCGCGAAGGGAAAAGCCGACACAUCCCGGAGGAGGAUAGUAUGGAGGAUGCGCCUCCGGUAGUGGUUGACGAGAACACUACAGAGUUCGAUGACAGUCUUCUACCACCCCUCCCUACUGGGGCCAGCUCCGAACAUGUGACGUCUAUGCUUCAACCGGCUUCCAAAUUGGAAGAAGACAACCGUUACCCACGCAAGGCAAACCUGAAGUCGGGCUCGGAAGCCAAGGAAGCUGAUGCAAAGUCUCGGAAUGGCACUGCCGAGUCUUUGAACUUCUCCAAACGACUGGCAUAUGAGAUUCUCAGCGUUGCCCUCCAGCGAGUCGGCGAUUCGAACGUAUUACCUCAUGUCCACAUAUGGCUCGUAUUUCUUGCCUAUGUAGUCAGAUCGGAGCGCGCGGUCCGGUUAUUGGAAAACGAGUUUCCAUGGGAACACUUGGUUUCUAUGCUGAAUAAUCUUGUCGGGCAAUCCGACCAGGAUAGGUUUGGAUGCAAGGAGUUUCCGGUUCCGGAGAAGGGUCGUGGGAGACCGCUUCCGGAAGAUUACACUUUGCGAGGCCUCGAAUGGGCCCGGAAGUACUUCCCUAAUCGUUGGUUCGAAGAUGCGCAGGUGGAUGAAGAGGAACGUUCCGUCGAGGUGCCUUCUAUGGAGAAUGUUCGUAUCGAGCGUAUCCUGUGGCUUGCCACUCAAGUUGCCACUGUAAGAGAGAUCCUUCCAGAGCUCCUCUUUUUUUUCUUUCCUUUCUUUUCUUAUGAUUUACUGACCUGACGCUUUUGAAGAAUGGCGAAUGCUUGGUCUACGCUGAUGGGAAAUUUCGGGUUCACCCGGCUUUGAUAACGAGAAUUGAAGAGCACCAGAAGCUAGAGGCGACGAUUGCCCACGGGCAGGAAUUGGGCGGGUCAAGGAUGACACCAACUUCAGAGGAUUCCGAUAUAGACAUGACCAGCGGGGAGAACGAGUCGGAUGGGGAUUAUGUGUUGGUGGGGCAGUCCGAGGAAGUCAGGCGUCUCAAACAGCAACAGCGUCAGCUCAAGUCCCAGUUAAGGGCCGGCGGGAAGGUUGCUGGUUCGGCGGAGGAACCCAGACAAGCAGUUGCAAAGGGGCCAGAGUCACUAAAAGAGAACUUUUCGGUCAGUUUUGCGCUCUCUGGCUAUUGAACAAUGCUCAUGAUUUGCCUAGAUCUUGGUCGUUGAUACCAAUCUUUUGCUCAGUCAGCCUGAGGUCUUUAAAAUUAUGGUGUCAACACUGAAUUGGUCUAUUGUGAUACCCAAUACUGGUAUGUCGACCCGUGUAUACUGGCCAUGAGGCCCACUGACCGUCUGAGCAGUGAUCACAGAGCUCCUUGGCUUGACGAACAGCACAAGCCCCGUUGGCGAUGCCGCAAAGGCGGCUAUGAUUGCAAUCCACGAGGCCCUCACUGAAAAGCGGGAUGUGAAGGUUGUUACUGCUAAGGGAAGCAAUGUUACGAGUAUUGGCUACAAGGAACAACUUGAUAAAUCUGGAGACGAUGAGCAGCGCAAGAUUGAUGACAUUAUCAUCGAGACUACGAGAAUGCAAGGGGAGGCACGGAGACAAGCGAUGCCCGGGGAUUACGCCAAUUAUGAAGCGGCUGUUUUAAUUACUGAGGAUCGUAAUAUGCGGGUUAAGGCCAAUGCACGAAACGUCGCUGCUAUUUCGGCAUCUGCCUUGGAACGGGUCUUGUCUCCGGCGGGUUCCGCUCGGACGAAACGCAAAUCAUUCGGUGCUCCGGUGGUGGCUUCGGACUGGCUCGAGGGUGAAGCGGCGUUCGCGAAACCUGGUGGGGAACUGGAUUCUACCCUGAACCUGCAUCCUGUAGGCGCUGUGAGGAAAAAGAGGCAGCUAAAACGGGGAAAGACGCAGGGCGCAGAUAUGCCUUGAGUCACUUGAGAGAGCUUUUCAGUGAUUGGAAUCCCCCCCUCCCCAAAAGAACAUGAUGGUCCCUGCCCGGAAUGCGAGGAUCUUCACCCUUGAUAUCCGGCUACUACAUUAAUUGCGGAACUACGAAAGAAAAUAUUCGCGAUCAUAUAAUCAUGGUUCUGGUGGUGGCGUAGCUAAUGCGGUAGGUUUGUUGGUUCGUUUGUUGGGGGGUAUUGGUGAGUUGGUCUACUCUGGCUUUGCGGUGCGGAAACACCACGUUCGUUUUCCUUCAUGGCUUUCCAUACAAAUUCACUCUUUCUCAUUUUUUCAUUUUCUUCUCUUGUGGGCUGUACGGGACCUGCCGUAGGAUGAGACUGUAGAUGUAUUUAUUAUAGCAUUUAAAAAAUGAUUACAUGCUCUCUUUUUAGCCUCGGUCCGACAUCUUGGCCUGUGGACGGGGGGGUCCCAGUUCGGCGGCGAGCAUCAUACGAACCGAUAUGUACCGGCGAGUACCGUUUCUCGCGAGUUCCUACCUCCUGCUAAGAUCUCUAACGGGCUUGGGUAGGCCAACGUGGUGAUAGCAAGUUAGCAACACAAUACCAUCCCGGCAAUCGCUUCGGUGGUAUGGAGAGCGUAUAUUUUAGGGUGCGGGAUGGGAAUAUGUGGUGUGAAGGUUGUGCCCUGUGGGGGGGGGUUUUUUUUUACAGGCGGAACUGUAAGUUAGGUUGGUGGUGCAAUUCUUCCUCACCCAAAUAUAACCCUACGUCUGGUAACCGUAGCGUAUUAAUCCGGCAACACCUCGGAAUGGUCAUAUUCCGUAUGAAUCUAUAUUUUCGGGUUUCGAUGCACUCGUACUGUAAUUUCCUGGCGGUUGUGGGCACGAUUGCCAUUGCGUCCCACAAAAACCUUGCGGCGCCGGUCGAUUUUUGCCAAUAUGCAAUAGCAGCUGUGUUCACAAGCGGCAUAAAAUUACGAGUGGUCGAAUGGUGAGGCUUACCCUACGCUUCUACACUUCUAACCUGCUUUUUGGGUGUUAGGUACCAGGUCAUUCUGCAGCCCACCGGUUGUAUGAUAUGAUAUGAUAGUGUUGUUACCGCGCCCUUGUGGGGUCCAUCCCCUAUGGCAAAUAGUGGGAGGUGGUAAGGGCGGCACUUGAAGGGUAAUGGCAUUUUCUCAUUCUCGCUCUCUCCUUUACCCGUCGGUCAAGAACAGGGGGCUAGGGAUUUUAGGGCACGCAAACCAGCAGCUGAACUAAUCGGUACGCUUUCUGAAUCGGGCAGACACAGGAACAAAAACUUCCACCCUCCGGGCACCCAUCGUGGGAUGCAAAACCCCACAUUUCAUUAUUUAAAUUUGGAGAAGAGUACUCGAGUAGAGCACGAGUGUCCAGAUAACCAAGCGGUGGUGGUGGGUCCGGGAGAGUGUUUUUGUCAAAAAAUUACAGCCUCGUCCAUACUACCGCAUAAUUAUGGAGUGAGUAGAGCAGGCGCGCCGAUCGGUUGGUGUGCAUCUCUCCAACCACACCCUGAGUAUAACCCAUUCAGCGCUCGAACAUCAAACCGAUUGGAAUACUAGAUAUCACAAUCGGCACACGACCUAUCAGAGUUGCUCCAAAGCGGAUUUCCCCCAACAUGCAGUGUUACGUCGUUGUGCCAUGAGAAUACCAUACUCGACCGCCUGGUGAGGCAAGGCUGAGAAAAAGAGCGUUGCAAAGGUUUGUGGCAUCCCCCUCCCGGCCCCCCUCACGCAUUCAUGCUCCCUUCUCCUGUGUCUGACUGUAUGGUUUGGUUCACAAAUUCUUAUGCUGUGUAUGUGUAUGUGCAGUACCGAUACUGAGCACAGCUGUUGCAACCAAUCCUGCGCAUGUUUGCGCUACUGCCCGGAACUGCGGCACUUGCACCACCACCUCCACCCCAAAAUCGAUGAUGCCCGCAACUCUUUCCAAUAAGGGUUAAUACGGAGUUAAUAGGACAAGGCAUACUCGAGUACCCUAAGUACAAGUACCCGGGGAUAAAUUUUCUUACUCGACAGGAGAGUUAACCAGCAAAAAGUAACCCCUGUCGUGCACGAGAACGUCGCCCCGGGCACCUGUACCUGGUACCCGUAUCUUUCCACUCCUACAGAUACAGAUGUGGCGGGAAAUUUCGCCCAAACACGUCCUUUACAGGUACUGUACACUACCCUCGGUCGAAGCCCCAUCAGGGUAUGUAAUAAGACUACCUGAUUAGAAAAUUCCCGCCGGCGGUUCCCCCUCCCAGCCCCACCGUAAAAACACACUUUUCCCGGGCCCAAUACUCCCUUGUGCCACCAACAUCCUUAGUCGCAGCUCAAGAAUCGACCAAUGGUGCUGGCGCCCGAGUCCUUCGAGCACCGCAUGGCUGCGCACAUUCUCUCUCCCAUCCUCACCGCCCCUUGUUUCUUUUUCGUGCGCGGUGGGAGCGCGACGCUUCGCCCUUGCUCGUGCCGUUACCUCGAAUGCGGUUGUAUACUCGCGGGGAAAAGUUGAUACCGGUAAACCACCGACCAUCAUACGGGAUCGAGCGGUAUGAUGUAAUUUAUUUUUUCAUAUUUUUAUCUUUAAACACUUCCGUGUUUCGUUUUAUUUAUCUCCUUUCCCUCUUCGUGUUUAAUCUUAUGCUAACAAUCUAUAAGGGCCUGUUCGGCAGGAACGGUAGGCGGGUGGACCGUUCCGUUCGUUGAUGAUUUUUGCUGGGGAAAUGGUUGUCUUGGCAUCUUCAGAACGGAAGGAAACGGUCAUUUGUAGGGGGGGAACGGAACGGUUCCGUUCCCGCCGAACAGGCCCUAAGGGUUCUGGGUGGGUAGGUUGCGGGAAAACAUCAUCUGAAUGCUCCCAACCGCAAUCUGGUGGGGAAUCACGAAUCAAAGCAAACGAAGGAGACCACCUGGUGAUCGCUGCAACCGGCCCCACACCCCUUCGGAAACGAGGGGGCAUUUGAUAUCCCGAUCUAGUUUCUCGCAACCGGCUGCAUGCCGCACACAAAUUCCACGGGCGCAAAACUCAGUACGACGUAGUUAUCAUAUGCAACGCAUAUCGCGAAAAAUAUCUCAGUUUUUUUUUAAAAAUUUCCUCCCCAACCCCUCUCCCCAUGGCACCACGUGACCCUACAGCCAGCGGGGUAUCAUAAACCGCCGUCAAAACCCUCAUCACAUAAAAUCACUCGGUAAACGUAAAUGGUCACAUCCUGGGAACUAUCGGUGGGCGCCUUUGGUGCUGGCUUAUGUACGGAGAUGGUCUGCCAACGGUCCGACAUUGACUCUUGGCCCGGGAACCGCCGGUUGAAAUAAGCUUCUGAUUGGGCGUUUUCGGAUUUGUGCGGGUUGGGCACAGCGACUUAAAUACCCGGACUCUCGCAAUAAUCACAGCACUACGAUUAGGGAGGGUCUUGAUCCCCUCAGGACGCCGGGCGCCAAAUACCAUCAUCCUACGCUGCCCCGGGCAUUAGUUAUCCAAUAUCGGACCCCGCCGUCGGGUGGAAUCCAUCAGAGUGAUGAAGUUCGCCACCAGGUUCAAAUUUCGCCACCAGCUAGACCGUCGCAUGUGUCAGCUCCUGCUGAACGGGAAUGACGCCACCUGAACGACCGAUGGAUGGGUGGACUUGGGUAUUUCCGAUAGGCUUCUGAUGCCGCAUCCGGGCGUGCGUCAUACUGGGAGAUAAAGUGCGAAGUCGUUCACUAGAAUGUGGAACUGUGCCAUUGGUUGAGGGGUUUGAUAUUGGAAGUCGCCUGGGGUUUGUACACGCUGCACAUCUGUAAGACAGAGGAGUAGGAAGGUGAUGGAGUAGUCGUUCAGGAAGGGGGGAUGGUGGCGGUGGGGGAAGAUGACGGCGGUGAAUAGGUUAUGGCUUCCUGAGAGUGGAGCUCGCCACGAUAGAUAUUGGCCCUACAUGGUAAUGUACGGGUACGGUACUCGUGCGGUAUGGGUCGUUUCGAAAGGGCGCUCGACCGCGCGAGAGGGUUCCCCCUCAUUGGAGUGUACGAGUAUUGUCGGGAGAUACGAUAGGGGAAUUGUGCACUGCUUACGAGUAUGCUCCUGUCUGACUGGGCUUGGCUCAUUGAUGCUCUUACUGGAGCAUGUGGCUGGCCAGGGUGAGAUUGCCAAGGAAAUAACCGGAGAGAGAGAGAUGUGGGCAGUUUUGUGUUUGGUAUUGGAUCUUGCUUCACAAAAAUACAAUGGGUUGAGAGCGCGACGCACAGACUGUUUGGCAGGGGCCUCUUCCUCGGAUGGGAUACGGCUCCCUCUCUACUAGUAGUUCGGGUGGUUUGGGGGUGUCGAUCCGUUAUUCGCGAUAUUUUGCAUCCACUGCCCUACCCGUUGGGCGGAAAUAUGGAAACCUCUUGCCUUGCUCAACCGGGUUAACGUUCUUUCGAUCUCUGUCCGAUUGACCAAUCUCACCGAUUUGCAUGCCAAGUGCUACCAAUUAACCGACAUCCGUCAGUUUCCCCGAAAGAGCAAAGAGCUGGUUAGGGAUUCUUGGGGGAGCGAUAUUGUGACCGUGGGUGCCGGGUUUUAUCGAGUUAGGUUGCCUUGAUUUUAUAAAGGCAGAGGUUCUGCAGUUUGGCUUGCACUUCUGUAUGCCCAGGUCCAAGGAGGACCAUCCGGAUCUCUCGAUACAUUUCGACAGGAGACAGGGCGUUUUGACACACUUGCGCCCUAGAGCGGUCAGAGAACUAUGUGCAAGGCUACUGGUUAUCUCAAUAGGAGCAUUGAGAGCCGGAAAUCCGCACAGAGAGCGAGAGAAACACUGCUCUUGGGGCACCAACUCUGCUCGAAGACUGUUAGUUCGAUUUCAAACGGUGGAAAGAUGUGACACCUGUUUCCCCUUUUCUGGACGGGCUGCGGGCACUCACCAGAAGCUCGGAACCCGACCCGCUUAAGGCUGAUGAUGCUGGCUUUCUCUCUACCGUUAAUACGGUACUGGACUCAAUCCCUCAGCUACAGUACCCGCCAAAAUCAGGGGGCGCGGGUCUCGUUCAGAGAGCGUCGGUUUUAGGAAGAAGCAAAACUUGCCGAAAUUAUGGUUCCAACCAGGGACUGGGACGUCGCCCUCAUAGCUUCUCAACUCCUGCUCCGUUGUGAUCCCCUGGCCGAAUCCACCGAUUGUCCGGGUUCGCCUCCGAGCCGAAAUAUCUUGAUAUGCGCCUUAAUAUGGACUGAAAGCAUCGUGUUCUAGGCCCGCUGGAGGGUAUUGCUCGUAUGCGCUUAUGUUAAGGUCUGUGUCCCGCGGCCGAAGAGAACAAACUUGGGUUUCAAUUAACAUAUACCUACAUGGAACAAGCACAGACGAUUUUAUAUAUUCUUUGAUAACACUUUUCGAAACAUACAGCCUCUGGCCCACCAGCAUAGCCCGCUUCUCCCAGCCGCACUCAACACGCGGGGUCUAAAAGCAUAAUGCAAGAUAUAUGAUACUCUCUACCGCACACCUCUCCCAAAAGAAACUAGCAAUUAAUUACCUUAAAACAGGCCGGCAGCAGUAUCAGCAAAGCAAGUUUUUUCGACAUGGUACAUUAUCACGAGGUAUCACUCACUGUUAUGUAGCCCUCCCCCAUCCUGGCUGCCGAUCGCUGGUCUGCUGGAAAUGGCCAAUACUGAGACCAGGCCAACCUUGAAGAUUCAGCCCCGGAAACUUGAGGAGGUAUGUUUAGUCGAAUUAUUCCGCCCAAUGCAUGGUUAUAAAUGGGGUGCCUGUGGAUCGGGAGCCUGGCUGUGUAAUGGAUAUGGCAUCCACCAUCGGACACCGAGGCAAUCGAUCAACAUCGGGAUUCUGUUUCCCCCUGGUUAAGGGUUCUUUACUUGACGAAAUCGAGUGGAGCCUAGCGGUACACGCCUGCCUCCCGCCGGAGGAGCGGGUCCAAUGCGCUAACGGUAGGCGAGUGCUUACGCCUGGCCUAUUCGUGGCGGCAGGCGCUCAACAAACUGCACGCAGGCACGCCUGCAGUCACUAGGUCUGAGAUGCCAGGAAAUUCCAAUCCUUCAGCCUAGCGUGCGCACCCCUCCCCUCGUUCAAUAAUACCGUAAGGUAUGUAUGGUAAAAGCCGGAUCUGAGCUGAGGGCAACCAGGCCAACGAGAGGACCCGAAGGCACCCCCCCCCCCCUUAAUCGCUACACUUUAAGCAUGUUAACAACGAAAGGCAAUUGGGCAGGCACCUCGGGUGAGGGUUUCGGCCUUUCCGAAAAUAUACCGUACAGCGGUGGGUGUUCCCAGAGGCCAACUCAUCGAUUACUAGAAGUGCGCAAUGCGAUCAAGUUGGAUGGAUUGGUAACCCAAAAUUGCCAGGAUUAGUUUCCGGUAUCGGGGAGUGUUGGGAACUGUUAUCCAGGUGUCACUCGUCAGGAGGAGCCUGUGGAGCAGGUGUGGAACACGAAAGCCAACACCACCACGGACCUACGAGUACUAGUACUGGGGGGUAUUGAAUGGGGCAAGCUCACCCGGAGGUGCUCCGCGUGGCUGGUGAGUGCGCUGGCUGAUGUGCCUCGUCCGUGGCAAGCAAGAAGUAUCCGAAAACAGGGGCCGCGAAUCCGCAUGGGCGCCCGGAUACACACGAAUCAUUUGCCACAUAUUUUGUGAAUCCCUCUUUCCAGGUGCUUCCUGCUUGCCUCGACGCAUUUAAAGUCUCCAGAGUGGGGGGAAUAAGUGAUGCACUGAUGACAUAAUUGAUGGGUUCACGGCUCAGGAUUUCGCGGGGACCAUCCUGACUCGGGCCCACGGUCGCGUAACCCGCGUUCCGGAGGCCCAAGAACGAACGCAUGAAACAACAGAAUUCCGAUAUCACAGCUAGCAUUAAUUUUGACAAUCGUAUUGUAUGAUUUCCCGCACGUCAGGGGUGCUGCACUCGGGUAUGAUACCAGGGCUAGUUCGUGAACAGUGAGCAUUCCCAAGGAAUGACUGCUCCCAAUAUACGGCCGAGGCUAUUGAUUGUAAGGGAGAAUAAAUUCCGUGAAACACUUUGCAAUUUUUUAUUCGCCAGAAGAGGUAUGUAUCUAUCAAUUUGGCCACCACGACGGGCUAGCCUAAGGAUUAACUCCCCCACCGGAAUAUGACACUUUAUACCGGGCUCCGUUACACUACUUAACCGUGAAAACGUAUAGGACGCUAGAGUUGUCUCUCUUACAGUAGUUCCCGUAGUGUCAGCCGUAACUUAUGGUACUGUACUUGUACUCGUAAUCGAGCACUCGCACUCUUCCAUUUAUGUCUCGGCUAAGCUCUGAAGGGGGAGUUUAAGCUGUUCCCCCCCCGCUUACAGUAAUCCAAAGAAGGAAAUUCUGGACGUCUUCUAAUGGCAUAACCAUGCGAUAGCCGCGCCAAACUUACCCGCCACCGUGAGGACUCUGAGUAGAAUCCCCCUUCUGGGCUUUUGGCUGGGGGGGAAACACCGCAACCACCUUUUGCCCUCAGCUGACGAGACGAGAGAGGGAGGGAUAUGCACAGAGCCUCAAUUGGAGGGGCAGUUACAGCGUCCAAUCACAGCACAUCUGUCUUCCGUUCGAGUGUUUCCGGUAUGAAAUACGGUAGUGCGAGUAUUCCUUCUGCCAAUCAGGCGUAGUACGAUACAAUGUUUCGAACGGGAGCCUUACUAUUUAUUGCUCAACUGCGUCACUCAGUCGAGGCAAAAGAAAAAAGGGGGAAAAGAAAACACACGGCGCCUUAACACGAGAGGCAAUUACAAGGUCCUCCCGUAGCACAUCUCUCUUCCAUCCGAGCACUCAUACCGUAGAAUGUAAUUAGGAGGACGCGGACGGAGGUCCGGUAGGCACGAAAAUGACAAAAGAUGCAACCUCAAAUCAGUCAGCAGAAGUGCUCCGGAUCUAGAUUUCACUUCUCUAGGAGUGGUGGAGAGAAAAGGUCUCACCCCUUUGCGGCCACAGGGUGGCACACAGUAGAUUUAGCAAGGUUCUCACGAAGGGAGGGCGGGUGGUGUAAAUUUACGAGUACGACCGACUGCGCGCCACAUGGUCCCAUAGAAGAGUCGGGGGAAACGUAUGAGGACCGACCCGGCCCAAACCGGGCCGCGCUCGGAUAGGAAUUUCGUUCUGUGGAAGGCACGAGUGGCGCGUGAGGGUGUUUGGUGGAACCCUCCCACUCGGCGACCUACUUGUACCGGUACGGCUCUGCACGUUUUGAUAUUAUAUAUUAUGGGGCGUUACGAGCGGGUAAACCGGAUAAUCUGGGGCUUUGUGAUUGCUUCGCGAUGGAUUCUCGUGUCUUCUGUUUCUAUCCCUAAUUCCUCGAGAGUCUUUUAGUACGACAGUUGGUAUGUAUGACAUCCGGUUUGUUUCUCUCUGGAGUACCGGUAGUGCACAUGUGGCGUGUUUGGGGACGAGCAACCAUGUGCGGCACUGUACUUACGAUGGGGCUGGGUCGGGCAUGAGGGAGCUCCUUUGAUCGCGAGUCAUGGGCAUGGCAACCAUACGGUACCUUCACUGUGCCCAGAAAAUGGCUUAAGCUGAGAAGGGUACCGUGGCCUGUACGAGUACAGUACUACGAUAUCGUACGGCCAUCGACCGCCACGACCGGAAAGCUGAAUUGAAAAAGGUUCGCACCUAUGAUAUUAGACUCACUGGGAUACGGUAACCACCGAAAUCCACUUCUUAGGCUCCCGUAGAGAGGGAGGGGAUAAAAAAAAAAGAAAAAAGUGCGUAAUGCCCAUCGGCCCCUGUUAGAGAUGUCCAAUAUAUAUGACAUCGUGAAGCCAUGAUUCGUUACGUAAGGCGCCUCACAGCUAUUGGGUAAUGAAGGCAGUAAGUGAGUGAGCGAGCUCUGCAGAGAAUUGAUCCUUUGGGGGUGGAUAGGCUAGCCCGUUGCGCCUUCUCAUCGUCUGCUCAGCGAUGGAGGAUUUGUUUGAAAAACAAGUUUCCCGCCGUCGUCCAGAGGUUUUCUCGAAAUGGCGUGCACGGACCAGGUGAUUGGUAGAGUACUCGAGUACAAGGACAGCUGUGCCGCCGCCGCCGUCCGUGCGCGACAGCAGAUCGGUUCGGGGAAGACGGGCCAGCUGCAUGCAGUGUGAUGCUUCGGGUGCUCGGUACUCGGUUUACGCCAGCGCGUUCCCUCCAGUCCGCCAGCGCGCAGCCUGGUCACGUGAGAGAACCCAGCCUGCAACAGUAACCCACCGGUGCGGCUCAAAUGCACGUUGUUGUUGCCGGCGCAUUAUUGUGGGGCAGUGUCCUGACUCGUAUGAUACGAAUGCCAUACCGUAGGGGGCUAAAAAAGGGGAAGACGCGGUUUUCUACGGAAUGCCGGACGGGGGCUUCCCUGCUCCGUUUUUGGGCUAGCGCCCGGGUGCAAAAAGGUGUGUGAACCACAUGGCGACCACGAGCGAGGCAAAGGGCCAAGCAUAACCAUUCGAGUGAUGAAUGGUGAUAGAAUUUGGCUGCCGGUGUCAGACAGCGGACUCUCAGUUGGAGAAAGGGCGAGAGAGAGUCCACGCCGUAAUGCAGUUUUCCCGCAUCAAGGGAAGUUCUGGCCGGGAUAUUGGUAUUAUAGUAGUGGCAUCCUGAAAUGUUUUUGAUCGGUCUGGUGUUUAGGACAGGUGUUGCGUGGUCCCAUCACAGGGCACUGGCGGCACAUGUCCCGUUACCCGAAACGGCAGCAAAUUUUGCCAUUCUGCAUGCCCGUGAUGAGCUCUCCUCCUGCCUGAAAGGGGGGGAUUGCACUUUGUUCUCCUUUCAUUGGCUCCCCCCCCCCCCCAAUCAGCGGGUUUCUUUCUUGUUCAACCUACACGAUUAUGAGGCAAUUUGUCCUUACGGCCCUUGUGGUUUACACCUUUCGGUUCCGGUGCGUUAUUGGUAGGGUUAUACCACCAGUAUUGUGGGGAUCCGGAGGGUUGCGGGAAGGAGAGGGUAGCAGCGGGAUGCAGGCACAUCAUUUUCGAGCUCGUGUAAUGCUACUAGAGGUUAACGGCACGAGGAUCAAGACUGUUAUGGGGAAGCCACGAAUAUGAAACUUCGGCGUUACCGUACUGAGAAGGAGAGGUUGAAGAUUAUUGUGAUUCAUAACCAUCUGGUUAGUAACAUGUCAAUCCGGGUGGUGCCGUGAUGGGAGCUGAGGUAUCUGGGGGGCUUGUGCUACCGUAUUGACUGUUAGAGGGCGUUUGGUCUGGAUCCCCACAAUGCGCACCGUUAUUUUUGGGAGAUGGCGUGGGGAGACAGUUUUCUAGGAACUUCUACACAUCUGUCAAGAGCACCGGCGCAUACACUUAUUUUAUCUGUACGAGUAAGGAUGUGACAGUCUGCAGCAUGUUCACAAUUUCGGGUGCUGGUGCCCCCGCUAAUCAUCUUCCUGUGAUCUUCAGAGGCCUAAGCCAUCCCGUCCGGCAUCCCUUCUAAUCCACCGACAAUCUGCUUUAAUAUAGAAUUGAGCGCAUUUGUUGGAGGCUGCCUCUCCCGCCACGCGAAAUCAGCCUAGAAACAUGCAACAAUUAUAUUCCACUCUUUGGUCUUGUCGCAUAACCUGUCUACCAGUGAGUUAGUAUCGCUGCUCAUGAGCACCAAUAUCCUUGAGCCUUUCUCCCCGGAUUAUCCCCCCCAGGUGAAAUAUGUCAUGCCCACUGCCGUAACGGGAUAAAGCCACACACUCAGAUCCAUCCAUCCUGUCGAGAGCCAUCGCACCACCUUUGAAAUUCCUUGUUUCCAGCAGCCGUCCCCCUACGCUAUCGGACGGUUUCGGAAAUCUUGAUGUCGAGUGCAGGGCCCAAGUGGAGACAACUGUGCUAGAAUCUCAAGCUCUUAUCUUUCGCACCAAUAUUAUUCACGUUUCACACAAUGCUAUUGUUGUACUUUGUUUGAGAGAAUGGGCAUUGGGCGUUGAGUGGAAAGCGGGGUCAUUGGGAGCUGCUGUUGCCUACUGGCAGCCAGUGAUCACGUGUUCCUGCCACCGGACUUGAACUUUGCGUAACUUAUGCUUUGCUCUGGGGCUCCUGCUGAUCACUAAAACCUAAGCUCACCAUUUAUUGCCCCCCCCCUCUCCAGGGAUUACCGCGGAUUCCAAACACCCCAUUCGCGGGCGCUGACAACUAUCAUCACCGGGUGUGGUUCAAAUGUAUCACGAUACCCAGUGGUUGUGGGCAGUACUCGUACAGUAUUGGUUCCUGUUUUUCCACCUCUCCUGCCCCGUCGGGCCCCGUUCCGCUCAUCCCCGGGGAUUAGCGUCUUCAGGUUCGAUGGCAAUGUCCUAUAUCCCAAGCCAAUAGCAUGUGCUGUGUAGCUAAGUACGGCAGGUAGGGUAGCAAAAAAGAAAACUGAGUGUGGGCUGGUGGGUCUGCUGCCUGCACACAAAUAGGAGCAGGUAUUAUAGAUGAAUGCGCACAGCGGCCAAAUCUCACUUUUCUGAUAACAAUCCGCAAACCGCACUUGAUUUAAUCUAAUUCCCCGUAGACUAAUUGCC